This is a messenger RNA of Necator americanus (New World hookworm), 354 nucleotides long. RefSeq lists its product as uncharacterized. Lineage: Eukaryota; Metazoa; Nematoda; Chromadorea; Rhabditida; Ancylostomatidae. The transcript has a single exon. The coding region runs from base 1 to 354 and encodes 117 amino acids. The record is from RefSeq and is a predicted model, not a curated record.
AUGAAACAUGGGUCGAAAGCGCAAACAGUACCUGACGUCGAUAAUGCUGUGUGUGCUGCAAAACCAGACAGAGAGAAAGAACCGAAUUCGUAUGAGGCAGUCACCACACAUAUGAUACUUGGAAAAUGCGGUGCUGAUGAUCCUCUUUUGCCAAGUAUGCGUGAUGGAAAAAGCGCAAAACGUUUUCCCAAACAGGUGCACAAAAGCACGUUGUUGGAAGCUGAUACGUAUCCAAAGUGUGGGGUACGGAAUCGCACAACGGCUGAGAUUAAUGGAAGUGUGUACAGUGAUGAGUGGGUCGUACCGACCAAUUUGCACCUUCUCACGAAGUUUGUGUCAUGUGUACGCUACUGA